CGACAUGCGGGACUCAUGCCCAUCAACCUGCUUCUCCACAAACACGUGUCGCCUUAGUCUAAAAUUUAGACUCUAAAUUUACUGUAGAGAAUAUAUAACAAUUUGUUAUUAACAAAUAAAUAAUAAUAAGCUCAUCCUGUUACAAUAAGAAUAAAAAGAAAUAUAAUAAGAUAACAUUGCAUUUGUGCACAAUGAAAUCCUGCAGUACCAACGAUAUCAAAGUGUAUAACUUGUCCGCUGGGAAGUCUCUACCAGAUUGGAUCUCUGAACGAAAACGUCGAAAUCUGCAAAAGUCUGAUGUCGGAAUCCGUCGCCGGAUAGAACUUAUCCAAGAUUUUGACAUGCCUGGUGUCUCUUCCAACAUCCGCGUAUCUCCUGAUGGUGAAUACAUCCUUGCCACUGGAAUUUACAAACCGAGAGUCAGAUGCUAUGACGUGGCCAAUUUGUCCAUGAAAUUCGAACGUUGCUUUGACUCUGAAGUUGUCCGUUUCAUCACCUUAUCGCCCGAUUACUCCAAAUUGGUCUUUCUCCAAACAGAUCGCUACGUAGAACUCCACGCACAAUUUGGGCGUUACUUUAGACUAAGAAUACCUAAGGCUGGGAGGGACUUGGCAUUCCACACCCCUUCUUGCGAUCUUCUCCUCGGUGGCGCCUCAUCCUCCGUAUACAGACUCAACCUGGAGUUGGGACGAUUCAUGACUCCGUGGGAGACGGGGGCGAGAGGAGUUAAUCGCAUUGAAGUGAAUCCAGUCCAUCAUCUCGUCCUUUUGGGAACUGAGGAUGGGUGCAUCGAGGCUUGGGAUCCUAGAGCCGGAGCGGCACAGGCGAAAUUGGAUGUUGCUUUGGAUGUGAUGUCCAACGAAGAUGUAGAUAUGGUAGGAGGAGGAGGAGGUGGCGUCCCUUCAAUCACAUCGCUCAAGUUUAAGGAUGGACUCAAGCUGGGCGUGGGAACGGGAACGGGUCAGGUCCUGUUGUAUGAUAUUAGAUCAUCUAAGCCUCUCCUUGUGAAGGAUCACAUGUAUGGGCUACCCAUCAACGGGGUUGAAUUUCAUCCUGGUGAAGAUCUCGUUUUGUCGAUGGAUUCUAAAAUCGUCAAGAUUUGGAAGGAGGAGAGUGGAGAACCAUGGACGUCGGUGGAGGGAGAGGCACAGUUUAAUGAUCUCUGCUUAGUUCCAGGUACUGGGAUGUUCUUUGUGGCUAAUGAGGACAAGAAAAUGCUCGUAUAUUACAUUCCGUCCAUGGGUCCUGCUCCACGUUGGUGUUCCUUCCUUGACAGUUUAACUGAAGAACUAGAGGAGUCUGAUGUCCUCGCGGUGUACGAUGACUACAAGUUUGUAACAGCUAAGGAGCUGGACGAAAUUGGAUUGAGCCAUCUCGUCGGGACAAAUCUUGUUCGGGCAUAUAUGCACGGCCACUUUAUGGACAUGCGACUCUAUAGAAAAGCGAAAUCUGUGGCACAACCCUUCCAAUUUGAUGAUUUUAAAAAGAGAAAAAUACAAGAGAGACUUCAGGCUCAGAGAGCAAAUCGUGGCGUCAAAUUAAAUACAUUGCCAAAAGUGAAUAAAGAAUUGGCCAUAAAGUGGAUGAAUGCACAACAACAGCUUCAACAACAGUCGACGAGCAAGAAGGGGGCCACAUCCAGUCUGUUGCAGGACGAUAGAUUUGGGGCAAUUUUUAAGAACCCAGACUUUGAGAUCGACAAGGAUGCCAACGAGUUUAGAUUACUUAAUCCCGUUUUGUCAAAGAUGGACAAGAAAAAGACCCAAAAAUUGGAGACUGUGUUCAAAGCGGUUGAUACAGAGGAAAUCGAGGACGAACCGGAAGGACACGGCAGCUCAGAUGAUGAUGACGAUGAUGAUUUACUCCAAUCAAGUAGUGAUGACAAUGAUGACCAUGACUUGAAUGUAUUAGCAGCAUCCAGUAGUAAAAACAAGAGGGGACAACAGAAACAUAAAAAGACGUCUGCAACCCCAGCAGGGCCUAAAUUCUACGAGCUCAAGAGUGGCGAGGACUUUAAAUUGUCAGAUCUGAACUCUUCUGAUUCAGUCCCAAUUAGAGCUAGACAGAAAUCUAGAACAACAAGUUUGGGAGAUCGCUUGGCAAAGGACGACACUUCAGAAAUGAAGACUAGAGGACCUCUUGGCAGCAGAGAAAUUACGUUUGCUAUGCAUUCUAAGAGACGAAAAGACUUUCGCAGAGAUGCAGAAGAUCACCACAGAGAACGGAAACAGCUUCGGCGUUCUGCUGGUAAUCUCAAAAACAAGAAACAUGCAUGGAAAGGUUGAUGAUGCUUGAUGAGAGACCUACAAGGACUACUGCCGAAUGAAAUCAGAGGUGUACCGCUACCUGUAACCACUUACCUACCAUACCUUGAAUCCCUAUAUUUAAAAGUGAAUUACCUAGGGUCGAUACCCUAGGGGAGAUGACCCAUUUGUCAAAUUUACAUUUUUAUUUUUUUUAAUUUUGAGUGCCAAAGUUGGGAAUUUUUAUGCAGAAAUGGUCUACUCAUAAUACCUUCAAUUUGACAUAUGGGUCAUUCACUUCAUCGUCAUUUCAUUAUGAAAUGACGAAACCUUUAAGGGACAGGGAAUAUGAUUUUGUAUAUUAAUUGUAAAAAUUAGUUAAGUGUGCGAAAAUAAUAAAACUUUAUAUAUGACGAGUG
Folsomia candida is the source of this 2662-nucleotide messenger RNA. It is a transcript of the gene l(2)34Fd, whose product is annotated as nucleolar protein 10. The transcript has 6 exons. The coding region runs from base 192 to 2285 and encodes 697 amino acids. Gene Ontology annotation, molecular function: protein binding. NCBI's taxonomy places the organism in Eukaryota, Metazoa, Arthropoda, Collembola, Entomobryomorpha, Isotomidae. The record is from RefSeq and is a predicted model, not a curated record. Gene Ontology annotation, cellular component: 90S preribosome; nucleolus; small-subunit processome. Gene Ontology annotation, biological process: maturation of SSU-rRNA from tricistronic rRNA transcript (SSU-rRNA, 5.8S rRNA, LSU-rRNA).